AAGAUAGUAUAGAAAUUGAAUUGUGUCAAGUAUCUCGUAACAUCCCCAAAUGAAAGAGUAUCACAUAAGUUGGGACGGAGGGAUUAAUUUGUUUCAUGCAAUUUCAGUUUUCAGCUUCAUAUGUUUGAUCUUUUCUUUCUUUGUAAACUUAGCUGGAAAAUAUGUGUUUUUGCUUCUACAGAGUUAAAUUCAUGUGAUCAAUAAGCUUUUGAUGAUAAAACAGGUGUAUCUUACCCUUUUCUGUGCCAUGUUGAGCUCUACUGUUGGAUCCUUCUUGCAUUUGAUCUGGGAAGCGGGAGGCUUCUUCACUGUCAUAAUUUCAGCUGCAAGUAUACUAAGCCUUUACCUUACACCAGCAAUGAAAGUGAAGAAGAGGGUCUUAUACUUGAUGAUUGCUGCCUAUUCGUUAGGAGCUUCUGUUGGACUUCUUACCGAAUAUAACUUUGGAAUUGAUCAAGGCUUUGUUUUCAGCUUCUUGGGAGGUACAACAAUAGGCUUUGGAACUUUUUGGUUUGGAGCCAUGUUUACAAGACAAAGGAUCGAUCUCUACAUCGGUUGCCUGCUUCAUUCUUACGCCUUUAUGUACCUGUGGUUUGUCACUGCUUCUGACAUCUUUGGCGGCCACACAACCCGUUGGAUGAUAAAGGUACUCGCUGUGCUUGCAUUGUACAUGGGAUACUUUGUGAUAUAUAGCCAAGAGAUACUGUACAAUGCUCGCUAUGGAGAUGUUAACUUUGUCAACUGCACAUUCACCGUCUUCUUCCAUUUACCAGCUAUAGUGGUCCAUGCUGCUAGAGUAUAUCUGGUUGCAGAAAUUGAGCACUACAGACAGAACUAAAGCUUUGACGAUACAGUAAAGCUACCAUUUCGCCUUGGGAAAUAACUAUAGAAUAAAUAGUGAGUAGAAUGCACAGCUUAAAAGAUGUGAAAUUACAAAUGAUGUACAAAUAUUCCUCUAACUGUGACUACUACAUUUUACUGAU
Molecule: messenger RNA, 983 nt
Organism: Nicotiana tabacum (common tobacco)
Lineage: Eukaryota; Viridiplantae; Streptophyta; Magnoliopsida; Solanales; Solanaceae
Product: bax inhibitor 1-like
Cellular component (GO): membrane
Source: RefSeq, a predicted model, not a curated record